GGUUAACCUUCCACUCACGAGAUCUCUCUUGGGACGUCUCGGCGCUCUCUCAGAGAGUAUAGACUACCGUACCGACCAGGAGCAUCGAGGAUCACUGCACGUUGUACAAACAUGGAACAUUUGCUGCAGCAAGUCAGAAAUGCGCUGGCUGAGACUCGGCAGCAAAUGAAGAGUCUGUCGCAAGGCACUGGCGACUCUCAAGUGCUGGAGCUGCGCGUGGAAGAGAAUUUGCAGCAAAUGGAACAAGACUGCUACAGACUGGAGAACUAUGCCAGGAAAGAGAUUCCCCAGAGAAGACAGGAGGCAAAAUAUCGUGUGGAUCAGGAGGUGGCUGAAGUGAAUGACUUGAAGAGGGCAUUUCAGGGCUUCAAACAUCACAAGGAGAAUGCAGAGUUGGAGGCCAGACAGAGAGAAGAACUCCUCUCUAGGAGAUUUGUUACGAAUGUGAGUUGAAUGCCUGACCUGGUCAAGGCCACCUAAUGAUAGGGUAUGUACAGCAUAUCUCUCGAAUGCAGUCAUCGCCAUUUCAUUUUUCAGGCUCGUGUAGUUCUGAAGCCGUUGGUAUCGCUCAGUACUGUAACCUUCGCCGUGCAAGUGGGCCGAGGGUUAAUAACCGAGACAUGCCAAAAAACCCUGGUGAAGAUGCCAUGUGAAAACUAAGAGGUAGAA
Molecule: messenger RNA, 669 nt
Organism: Geodia barretti
Lineage: Eukaryota; Metazoa; Porifera; Demospongiae; Tetractinellida; Geodiidae
Source: the annotation of a GenBank genome assembly